Messenger RNA from Babesia sp. Xinjiang, 1626 nucleotides. Its product is annotated as putative tRNA (guanine(26)-N(2))-dimethyltransferase. The transcript has 2 exons. Gene Ontology annotation, biological process: tRNA N2-guanine methylation. Gene Ontology annotation, molecular function: RNA binding. Gene Ontology annotation, cellular component: nucleus. Bases 1 to 1626 code for a protein of 541 amino acids. NCBI's taxonomy places the organism in Eukaryota, Apicomplexa, Aconoidasida, Piroplasmida, Babesiidae. The record is from RefSeq and is a predicted model, not a curated record.
AUGGAUACCACGGAUUCAGAUGAGACGGUCACCGAAGGGCUAGUCACAGUCAGCAGCUGCUCUAUAGACGGACAACCGCUAUUCUAUAACCCACCACAAGUCUUCAAUCGAGAUCUCUCACUAGUAGUACUCAAGACAUUCGUAGAAUAUGAAAAGACACGGGCCAACACAUGUAGGUCGGUAACCGGCAGAAGCUUUGUAGGCGAUUUCGUAGGAGUAAAUGUACUGGAAAUGCUAGCAGCAACAGGAAUAAGGAGCAUAAGAUACAUAAAAGAACUAGGAGAUUAUGUUAAUCAUGUAUACAUUAACGACCUGGACUACAAUUCAGCAAAGGCUAUUGCACUCAACUGUCAAGCUAAUGACAUACCAGCAAACAAAUACCGAGCUAUAUGCGCAGAUGGAAAUCUAGUAGCACAGAUACUUACAGCACAACCAGAUGUACUAAGGCUAAUGCUCAUGAACGGAAAUAUACAAAAAAUACCAUGCGGAUUUGUACCAACAAAGGCCUUCAAUGCUAUAGAAGACCAUAAUAAAAAAGUUGAACAGUUUUUAGAUGUAAUCGCCGUAAGUCAAGGCACAGAGGAUAAAACGAAAUAUAGGAAUGUUAUCGACGUUGUUGAUAUCGAUCCAUACUCUACAGCAACACUUUUCCUAGAUUCAGCUGUCAGAUGCGUAAAAAGUGGAGGCAUACUCUUCGUUACGUCAACAGAUAUGCCAACACUAUGCGGAAAUAACCCACUAGUAUCAUUCUACAAAUACGGAGGCUCAAGUAUCAAAGCCGCAUUCUGCCAUGAACUAUCGCUAAGGAUACUACUAUACACAAUCGCAACCACGGCGGCAAAAUAUCAAAGAGUUAUGGAACCCCUGAUCUCAUGCAGCGCUGACUUCUACGUAAGGGUAUUCGUACGCAUAACAAAUAACGUACAACAAUGUAAACGAUUGAGCGAAAAUUGCGGAAUUUUACUACUAUGCGCACAAUGCGCUUCCUUCAGAUUUGUCAAACUAGGAGAAUAUAGUGAACCGAAACAAAGACCAGCAUCGCUACCUAACGAUGUUGGAGGCAACUGUGAUGAAUGUGGUGGAAGACUCAAGAUAGGUGGACCACUAUAUAUAGGAAGCAUACACAAUAAGGAUUUUGUACGUGCAACACUCAAAAAUGCAGAAACAGCACGACAAUCAUUACCAGGGGUAACACAAAACCCCAAAAUAAUAGGAACACUAACAGCAAUAUCGGAGGAACUAGAAGAUGUUCCACUACACUACAACAUACCGUACUAUUGCCAAAGGUGGAACCUAACCACGAUAAGCCCAUCGGCAUUCAAAAAAUGCCUAGAAAAUCUAGGAUACCGCGCUUCACACUUUCAUAGAGAACCACAGUCGCUCAAAACAGAUGCACCGAAUAAAGUAGUCAUGGAUAUAUUAAGAUAUCAAGCACAACAAGAAGGCAAAGUUGGGACACAUAACUUCUUCAAAACACCUAUACAAACCAAAAAUAUCGACCUAACGCUACGCGAACAACCAGAGAAAAAAACAGUAGCAAGGUGGUUGAAAAAUCCAACCGAUAAUUGGGGUCCAAAGAAAAUGCAUAGACAGACCGCAUCGUCACGUGUAUUUAAAAAAAAUUAA